CCUGAUCACACCUCCAUCUCCACCACCUCAACCUCCAUCCCAACUCCAACAUCUCCACCACCUCCACCCCCACUUCCACCAUCUCCACCACCUUCACCUCCAUCCCGACUCCAUAUCCACCGCAUCCAUCCCUCCACCAUCUCUACCACCUUCACCUCCAUUCCAACUCCACCCCCACCACCUCCACCACCUCCACCCACCUCCAUCACCUCCACCACCUCCAUCCCACCUCCAUCUCCACCACCUCCACCUCCAUCCCAACUCCACCCAUCUCCACCCCCACCACCUCCACCACCUUCACCUCCAUCCCAACCCCACUUCCACCAUCUGAAUCACCUCCACCAUCUCCACCACCUCAACCUCCAUCCCAACU
Pelecanus crispus (Dalmatian pelican) is the source of this 373-nucleotide messenger RNA. The record is from RefSeq and is a predicted model, not a curated record. Lineage: Eukaryota; Metazoa; Chordata; Aves; Pelecaniformes; Pelecanidae.